Messenger RNA from Linum trigynum, 5270 nucleotides. Lineage: Eukaryota; Viridiplantae; Streptophyta; Magnoliopsida; Malpighiales; Linaceae. The record is from the annotation of a GenBank genome assembly.
CGUACCACUUUGAAUAGAUAUGUUACUGUGCCUCUAGUAAAAACUCCACAACACACGAAUAGUCCAAAAGCUCAAUAAAUUGAGACAUUUACUACCAUUCAUGUCAUAUGAUAAUGUUUGGUAUUAUUACAUAAAAUUAUACCACGUGGUAUAGAAGUGUAUAAGGAUGGUAUGAAUAUAUUAUAGUCUAGAAUAGUUGUAUACAUGAUAGCAUAAAUAUAUUAAUGGUCAUUUACCAUCCUAUACUAGGAUGAUAUAUGGUGGUAUAUUUGGUCUGCAAUCUUUCACUAAAAAUUUGUAGAUCCAAUAAAUAAUGAUGAACUUGUUCCUUGUGGAAUUUUUUCCUUCAAAUUUUGAGUUAAAAACGAAGGUGGUGCCAUAGUGGUAAUGAGUGGUAUGGAUCAUGGAUGUUAAAAAAAAAUUCUCGAAAUAUAUUGAAAAUUGAUAUCAUUUUGUAGAUUACUACGAACUCAUUGCAUCUAUACAAAAGUUUUUGGAAUCCAAGAUAAGCAAAGAAGAUACAGCCAAUUAAAUAAUAGAAAAAAAAAACAAAAUUCUUUGAUCUUCCCUUAGAUUUGACCAUACUUAAAAUCAAGGAACUAGAUAUGUUUAUGAAAGGGUUAUGCAACGCAUGGUCAUACAACUUAUCUUGGAUCCAUAAUUUGGGGAACAGAUCAGUGCAUAACCAUGCAUAACCCUAUGCUUAUCAUUUAUAAAAGACUACUAACUUUCUUCCAGUAAAGUUUAAAAGGCUUUAUCUUUUUCGUUUUAAGUUAAAAUUUUAAAAAAUUACUCAGAAAAAUCAUAUUAAUUGUGCUAUUCAAAAUGACACCCACUUUGAUAUAUUUUGGAACAAAAAGAAAUUGAGACUUUUAUUACUAGUCCAUACCAUGUGUACUAUUUGGUAUGUACAUAAGAUUAUACCAUGUUGUAUGGAAAUAUACCAUGAUGGUAUGAAUAUAACAUAGUGUAGAAUGGUUGUAUAAAUGAUACUAUGAAUAUACUAACAGUCAUGUACCACAUUCAUCAUCAUCUCCAUCAUUUACCACCUUAUACCAGGGUAGUAUAAAAUAGUAUGUUUAGUCCUCAACUAUUUUCCGCAUUAUCUCUUUCCUUUUAAGUUAGAAUUUAAAAAAUAUUGCACAGAAAAAUCAGAUUAAUUGUGCAAUUUAAAAUGACAUUCACAUUGAUAUAUUUUGGAACAAAAAGAAAUUGGGACUUUUAUUAUUAGUCUAUACCAUGUGUACUAUUUGGUAUGUACAUAAGAUUAUACCAUGUUGUAUGGAAAUGUACCAAGAUGGUAUGACUAAAGCAUAGUGUAGAAUGGUUGUAUACAUGAUAGUAGAAAUAUACUAAUAGUCAUUUACCACAUUCAUCAUCAUCUAACACCAGUUACCACCCUAUACCAAGGUAGUAUAAAGUGGUAUAUUUAGUCCUAAACUAUUUUCCCCAAAAAAAAUUUGAUCACGGAGAUCACGAUAGAUCACGAUGAAAUCUUUCCUUUUGAGCAAAAUUACUCAAAAUUUGAGUUGAAAAUAAAUGUGGUACCAGGUGAUAACAAGGUGGUAACGGAACGGUAACGAGUGGUAUAAAAAAUGCUCUAAAUAUAUUAAAAAUUUGAUCUCAAUUGUAGAUCAUAAGAAACUCGUUUUGUGCAAAAAAAAAAAAAAAAUCCAAAUCCAAAUUACAAAUUACAAAUUCCUUCAUUAUAUCUAGGGCUGAGAAUCGGUGCGGUUACGGUUAAUCACACCAAAAUUUGAGGUUAAUUGCAACGGAAAUGAACCCAUAUAUAUGCUAACUGCAAUCACACUGCAAACGGUUAGUGGUUAACCACUAACCGUAAAGUACGGUUAACCACGUUACUAACUGUUAUGAUGGUUUGGGGACAUUUUGGUAUGUAGUUGUGCCAUUGUGUCAUGGUUAACCGCGCUAACCUUAGUUAACCACAUGUAACCGCGUCAGUAAUCAGUUAAAUUGCGGUUACCUAUUGUUCUGUUGCGGUUAACUCGCAACCCGCAAAACAUACAAUAUUGCUAACCACGAUGGCAAAAUAGAUUGUUUUUUCAGUUUGCAAUUAACCGCAAAACCGCCACCAAAUUCCCACCCCUAAUCAAGGGUGGAAGGAGAAGGUUAGAGGGUGGGUACCCGGACCCACCUUGGCUUGGGAGGAAAAAUGGUAAAUUAGGUAUGAUAGCUAAUCGAGUAUGAAAAUAAAACAUGUAUUUAUAUGAAAAUAGUUGACCGGUGAAAUAUUUUAUUUAUGAUUUAUAAGUUGUGUAUUGACAUAUUCAAUGUUUUUAUAACUAGUUAUGUACAAAUGACAAUGAUGCAUAUGAUCCGUCCAAAAUUAAAGAUGUACUUGUUCAAUAUCUCGAACAAAUUUCUACCAAAUCAUAGCUAAUUUAUAAAAUAAUUUUAUUUCAAUAAGGGAUAGGGAGAGUGUAACGGGCAGCUACUAAGGACAAAAGUGAGUAAAAAAAUAUUAUUUAAUUGAAAAUGAAAAUUAAGGCACUUCUAAUUGAGAAUGGUUGAUCGAGAGAUCAUGUGUUCGAAUCUUGGCGACUCCAUUUGUUAAGCAAAUGAUAUUCGGAUUUGCGAAAAAUCUAAGCACGUAUAAGUUGGUUUUCGUUAGCGGGGAAGUGUCAGUAAAUAUUAAACAGUAUAAGUCCAUUAUUAAAUCUUUCACAACAACUCAAGUUAUUGAUACUAAACUGUCUUGACUUGACGGAGAACAACAUUCAAAAAACAAAAUAUCUAACUAAAUCAAUAAUAAAUGAAAUCAGGAAAUAUGCUUUGUUUGUUUAUGCUGUAGUUACAAAACGAUGAGCGAGAAACAAAACAAGGUGGGCCAUCCAUCCAGUGGGUGGAAAUGAACGUUACUUUUUUCCAGAUACAGAGUACAGACCUUCCCCUUUAUCUAUGGCCGGCAUUGAGCACCUUGGAGAGCGUAUUGUCGUAACUAGAGCUAGUCGCAUUGUCACGAGAGAGAGAGAGAGAGAGAGAGAGAGAGAGAGAGAGAGAGAGUGUUAUUGUUGCGAUCCAAUAUUACCAUGGGGAAGAUGAGUUGCUUUGGAGUUGUGCUGGUGGUGCUGCUUCUCCUGCACCCUUCUCGGGAAGGAGUGAUGGUGGCGGAGGGGAGAGUGUGCUCGUCGAAAAGCCACGGCUUCAAGGGACCCUGCGUCCGCGACCACAACUGUGCCCAGAUCUGCAGGCUCGAGCAUUUCUCCGGCGGCGACUGCCAGGGUUUCCGCCGCCGUUGCUUCUGCACCAAGAAGUGCUAGUAAUGAUAUGAACGGUGCCCGGCCGGCCGCCGCCCUCUUUGUUUCAUUCCGUCCUGCAUGUGUGUUUCGUGUAAUAAGGCCAGGCUAGCACACUAGUUGGCGAGCUACCCCCGGGCCGCUUUUCUGCUACUUUCAUUUUUUUUUUCUUUCUUUUUCUGCCUCUUUGAUUUGCUUUCCUCUUCUGUUCUGUGUUGCUGUUUGUUAGCUAUCCAAUCUUUUUUUUUUUCAUCAAGAAGCAGACAAAUGAUGAUCUAUCGGUUGCUGCACUUCUUUCUCAUCCUUGUGAAAAAAAAAAUUCAAAUUCAAAUUAGAACAGCAAAGAUAAAAGCUAAAUAAAAAAUUAGAAGAAAAAAAAUUCUUGUAUUUUCACUCAUUAUAUCUGAUCCACCUCAAACCAUAGUUCGUAUAUGAUUAUGCAAAAGUUAUACACCCUAAACCUCAAACCAUGAGUUCAUACGUGGUUAUGCAAAAGUUAUUUCUACCUUGGACCCUAAAUUUGGCGCUGUGCGCGCUACUUAGAUCGCACAUUAGAGCUGAAACUAUUUUAAGUAAAAUUUGGAAAGAUUAAUAUCAUUUUAUAUCCUAUAUUAUUGCAGAUUAAUUAUGUACCCUUCAAUUAUAUUUUUAUACAAACAUACUCUUUAUCCAUGAAAAUGUAACGAUAAUACCCUUCCGUCACUAUUUCUGUUAAGUGAUCGUUAAAAGAUAUGCAAAAGGACUUGUUUGCCCCUUUAACCUUGGGUAACCUUUUCUUUAUGAUUUUUUUUCCUAAAUAUUUUUCAAACAGACAAUAAAUAGCAAAAAUAACGAUUAAUUUAGUAGGUUUAAACUUUCCUUUUGUCCUUUGGGUAUGGAGGUAUCCCCACAAUAUUCUUUCCUAUCCCACAUUCACCAAACCUAGGGAUGGCAAUGGGGUAUCUAAACCAUCCCCAUCUCAUCUUCAAAUACCCAAAUCCAUACUCGCCCCAUACCCAUGCGGAGAAUGUUUUGCAAACCCAUCCUCAUAUCAGUGGGUUUCGGGUAUCCAUGGGUAAUACCCGUACCCGUACCCAUACAUCCAAUAUUAUUAUACCUAAAAUUUACAAGAAAAGUUUUAAUUAUUACUCUAAACGAACCUAUUAUAUCAUGAAGUCAACAAAACACGAUCAUUUUCUUAAUACGGUUCAAAGUAUAUGAUCCUAAAACAUCCAUUAAUACAUAAUAUAGAGUAUAAUAUUUUUCAAAUUAUUAUCUUCUAACUCUUAUACAUCUACUAAGUAAUAAUUAACUAACAUAAUCUUGUAGACAAGGGGAAAAGUGAAAGAGUGAAAGGAGAAUUGAGGGAAAAUGAAUUAGAUUUUGAUUAAAAUGGUCACUCAAUUGCAUUUCUACUAUUUAUUUCCUUGAAUUAUCCUCAUCACCAUUGAUAGAUUACAAUUUAAUUCACAUAUUUUUUUAUAUGUGAAGAAAUUCUCUUGGUGGGGCGGGUAUGAGUAUGGGUAUGGGGCGGGGAGGUCAAAACCAUACCCGCCCCAUACCCAUCAAAAUUUUUGCGGGUUUUACCCAUACCCGCCCCAUGCCCGGUCUAAGCGGGGAUUCCCCGCGUUGACUGGGUCGGGGGCGGUACCCGCGGCCAUGGGUUUUAUUGUCAUCCCUAACCAAACCCAUCGUCCUUCAUCAUCGACCCAGCUACUCCUCCGAUGCCAGCUUCUACUUCGCCAUCCAACUCCUCCGCCGCUAGCUUAGGGUGCAUCUUUUUCGGCCACCUUGAAAUUGAAGUGAUUUUCGACCGAUUGGCCGGCGAGACAUUGAAGGGUAUGUUCGUAAAAAAUUAAAUAAAUGAGUACGUUUACUAAAUUACCGUAGUAGAGCGAUACAAAAUGCUAUUAACCCAAUUUCAAAUAUUUUGUUUUGCUUAUGCUUGUAUGUUCUAUUGUUCUUACUUGGGAUGAGAGAGAAACAAAAUAAGGUGGGCCAUCCAGGGGUUGGAAAUGAACGUUACUUUUCCGG